AUGACUUCUGGUGAGUUAUUUUGUUUGUUUUUCUUUCGAUUUUUAGGAGCCAUGUGGGACAAGGGAAGGUUUAAAAAGUCUUUGAUGUUGUUUGGAGGCCAAAGUUGCGAGUUUUAACCUCAUUUUAGAGAUCAAAGUCUCUAGGAUAAUAUAAGUUUAAAUUUUUAUCAAAUUGAUGCUCUUUUUGGUUUAAAAGUUAGAAAAAAGAUUUUUAUGGCCUUAAGAAGCUAACACGAGCGCUUUACUUCAAUUUCAAACAUGGUUUUAGUUAUAUUACCCUUGCCCAGUAUAAUAUCCGAAUAUUUUUUAGUUCAUCCGCUUGAGCCUACAAAUAACUCGACCAAAUACCGCAAUUAUGCAGCCUCGGUGGACAAAGCCCUCAAGGCUUUCGAGUAUACCAAUGAUUGGGCCGAUUUGAUUGCAUCCUUGGGUAAAUUAUGCAAAGUAAGUUGAUUUUUUUGAUGUUUCUCUUGAAUUUUAGGAAAAUCGAAGGUGAAUUGUAAAAUACGAAGUCCUCCAAGUUUUCUUUCAAACUAGUCCAGCUAAAUUUUUGUGAAAAUCAAAUCGAAUUCAAGGUUUUUAAAAUUUUUGUCCGAUCUGUCAGGUUAAGCGACGCAGGCGUCCGAUUUGAAUUUUGAGUACUCUAAAUCAAGUUAGCAGAUAGUAGAAGACUCGUACUAAGGUUUGAACUCAUUUCAGGUCUUCCAAUCGCACGCCCGCUCCUUCGACGACAUUCCCAAAACCGUAACGGUGGCCAAACGCCUUUCCCAAUGCCUGCAUCCUGCCCUGCCGUCGGGUGUGCACCUCAAAACCCUCGACACCUACAAACAAGUCUUCUCGGUGCUGGGACAGUCGGACAAGCUCGCCCGAUGCCUCUAUCUCUUCACGAUCGGCCUGUUCCCGUUGAUGGACAACUGCGGGAUCAAGGUGAAGCUGGAAUUGAUGUCGGUUUUCGAGAAAUUCCUUCUUCCAUUGGGUCCCAAAAUACGUCCAGCGCUCCCAGGAUUCAUUGCGGCGAUUUUGUUUGCAUUGGAAGAGGGUACGGAUUUUUAUAAUCCGGCUAUCGAAUUGUUGGAUCAAGUGAUGGAAUCGUCGGGACCGUUGUCGUUUUAUGCUUGUUUGUGGCAGGUAAGGACUGGAGAAGAAGUUUGAGGGGAUUUUUGGGUGAUUUGGAAGAUUUGGGAUGUUAUACUAGACCACUUUUGUAUUGUAGUAGACAUAGGGAAAAAAUUUUUUUUUUUGGUUUUCUAUGGCAAUGUUUGCUCGUUGAGUUGUCAAUAGUCUCUCUGAAGCGAUAUUUAAUUCAUUUUGACUAUUUGGGAUAUUAUACUAGACAUUUUUUGUAUUACACUAGACAAAAAAAAUUUUUGGAAAUUUUGGAAUUUGUUGAUAUUACACAUUAUUUAUUGGCCCUAAAGGCCUUUAGAGAUCAGCAGGAAGCUUUCUGAUCCAUUUUUGAUAUUGUUUUAGACAUUUGUUUUGUUGUAAUAGACAAAAUUUUUUAUUAUUUUUUGCUUUUUUAAACAUUACACAUCAUUUUCAGGCCGUCCGUGGCUCUCCAGCUGUCCGACUGCCCGCCCUGAUCUUUGUGAACUCCAAAUUUGAUAAGCGAAAACCGAUCGACGACCAGUUGGCGGUGAUUUCCGGCGGCUCCCUGCACGCCGACUACAUGACCGACGCCCUGUGCGCGGUGGCUGAAGAUCCCGGCAACCCAUUGGUGCAACGGAAUUUGCUCGAUUUCCUCUGCACCGCCAUCCCCCUGAAUUCCGCCCAUGUGGCGCAGUCGGACCUGGUCCAGAUCCUGAAAAGGUGCCUGUUUGUGGUCCUGCGAAGAGAUAUGAGCCUGAAUCGGCGGUUGUAUCAAUGGCUGCUGAACCGCCAGUCCGACGGCGCACAGCCCGCCCUCGGCGGCGCCGAGGAAUUGACUGAUCUCGACUUUUUUUACACUUACUCGAUACCCCUGAUUCGUCUCGCCAUUGCCGACUUUUUGCCACAGCAGACGGUGGAAAUCCCGGUGAAUACUAGUCCAUUGCCGCUCAGUGACUCCUGGAAGGAUCAUAGAGUAGGUUGGAGCGAGUUUUUGAGGGUUUGGGACGUUUUUGCAGUGACGGAUCUGAUCCAGUGGCAAAAAACGUACCUUUUUGCAUCCGGGAAGCAUCCAAAAAUGUAGCAAAAUGCCUCCCUCUCCAAGUGAAAAAACUUCGCUUUUAAGGACGCGCUCUUGAAAUUGAAGUUUUUUCACUUGGAUAGGGAGGUAUUUUGCUACAUUUUUGAUACUCCCCGGACGCAAAAUGAUACGUUUUUUUUGCCACUCGAUCAGGUCGGCCAUUGUAGGUUGUGUACCUCUGUGGUGUAGUGGUAGUGGGUUAGGACCUGUAGUCGAAAGGUCACAGGUUCGAAUCCACCUGGGAGGAAAAUUUUUUUUUGAAAGAAAGAAUGAUUUAGUGAAUAUAUUGAGCCUGGGAUUGGAUAAAUAACAUGCGUUUUACGAUUUUAGUUGCUAUAGAUAAUGAUUUCUUAGAGAAAGUUUAAUUUUUUUGCAAAAAAAAGUAAACUUGGCCUCGAAAAUUGCAUUUUUUUGGGAGAAUUUUGGUAAAUAGACUUGAUAGGCUUAAGCAUUUAGCUUCAAGGGUUGUAUUGUGAAGCUUACUGCAUGUUUUUACCGAUUUUUUUUCAGAAUUUCCAAGUCCAGUUCACGGAAGUCCGCCUAUGCAGAUUGCUGCAUUAUUUCCUGGAUCGACCCGAAUUGGGCACCCCAAUCUUGAGAGAAACCCUCCUAAUGUUCUUGGAAUACGCCUGUCGAAGAGAUAUUGAAAUGGUCCGUGAGUUGCAGACGUCCUGCGAACAAACCGACCCAUCGUUUUCGUUUGGAACUCUAUGGGAAUCUUGGAGUCAGAACGAUACAAGUUUGGAUGAAGGAGAGAAGGUAAGCGAUAUUUAGGGUGCUGGAGAGAGCUUAAGAUUGGUUUGAGGGAGAGAUAAGGGGAAUGGAAGGGAUUUUUUGGGAGUUUAUAUUGUUUUAGGUGGGUUUGAGCUGAUUUUUGGUGAUUUUUUCUAAUUUUUGAUGGUUUAACGGUUGAUCAUAUAGAAAUAAAGGUGAAUUAAGGUGUGAACUGUUGAUAGGAAUGUCUAGGGAUGUAGAUUUUGCGGAUUUAAAUUUGAGAUUUGCAAUUUUUUGAGAUUUUUUGGCAAAGAAUAAGGGGUUUGGUAAUAAAAUAAAAAAAUUUCAUGGUUUUUAAGGUAAAAUGAUGGAUUUCGAGCUGUACAUAAAAAAGAAGUGUAGAUUAUGUAUUUUUUGUAUAGAAUUUUUCUUGUUUCAACGAUUUUUUGAAAGAAAAAUUGAAAUUUUUGGGAAAAGUCACGGCUUUUUUGGUCUUUUUUCAUAAUUAAGACGAUUUUAUUGAGAAUUUUUGUUGAAAUAGAGAAGGUUUUAUGCUAAGGAGAGUGUAUUCAGUAUUUUAAUACUUGGAUUUGUCAUUUUGGACGAUUUUUUGGUUGAAAAAUUGUGAUUUUUAUGAAAAAUUUGCAAUUUUUGGACAUUUUUUUACGUUCUUGACUUUUUUCAACGAUUUUUUUCAGGAACGCCGACUCGAUGAGAUCCGCAAGACCUUCAACUCGCUCCUCACCUCACUCGAACCCAACUUCCUCUGGGAUUAUUUGGGGGAUUUGUUCCUGAAACUCCUCCAACCCCUGCCCUACAAAACCGACCUCUCCGACGAAGAAGAGGCCUCUCUAACCAUCGAGGAAAGGGACAAACGACAGUUUGAGGAGUCCAAAAGAAAGGAACACCUCAUGCUCUACCCGUUGAUGAUUGUGUUUUGCGUGAAAAAUGUUCGACUAGACGCACAUGAAGACAUUCGAAACCGACAUAUUUCGUCCCUGUUGAAACGAAUUUUGGAUGCCAUCGAUGAAAAAGGAUGUGAAACGUUUUCAAGAGACAAUGUGGUCGCUUUACUGUGUGUUUGCAGAAGGCUAUUGGCCGAAAUUGGACAAAAUGCAGCACUUUUGGAACCGGAAUGUGAGUUGGGAGAUUUUUGGUGUUUGAAGCGAUUUUUGGGUGGUUUUGUGGGGUUAUUGGGGAGAAAUGAGGCAUUAUUGUUGUGGUAGAGGUGGUUGUGGAAUUUUUUUUUGUGAUUUUUGGAUUUUGUUUAUCGAUUUUUGAAAGGAAAUUUUUGGAAUUUUGGAAUUUUUUGGAUCGAAUUUUUUCAAAAUUUUGAUUUUUUUUUGUGGACGCAGAAUUAGUUUUGAUAUGUCAUGAAGAUUUUUAAACAUAUUUUUGGGAUUUUUAACCGAUUUUUUUUGAGGAAAUUCUUGUAAUUUUGAAAUUUUUUGGGAUUUUUUUAAAAAAUUUUUGGAUUUUUUAGGAUUUUUUUGGUUGUAAUAUCGAAAAUUGAUGUUGUAAUGGAGUUUGGCUUGAAUUUUUGAAGGUUUGAGUGGUUUUUUAGACGGAAUUUUUUGGCUUUUUUUCUGUAAAAUUAAAAAAAAUUUUUUUUUUGAUUUUGCCGGAUGUGGUUUUGUAAGUAAAUUUGAUGUUGUAAAAGUACCGCCGUUGUUUUUUUAGCCUCAACAACGAUCGAAAAGGAAGACGAUACCCUGAAAGACGACACUUUGAAUGAUUCCAGGAUCUCCAAAGUUGUGAUAAACAAGAAAAUUGAAGGUAAAAAUUGUCGUAAAAUUUGUAAAAAACGCUUUUUUUAUGUUCCUGAAGUCGUGGGUGGCGAAAAAAAUUUGAUUUUUCGGAUUUUUUUUUAAUUUUUUUGGAUUUUUUUUUAACUUUUUUUGUUUUUUCAGAUCAAAAAGUUGUGGAGGAUUGCUCAGAAUCGUGCAAAAAUUUGACCGUCCAAAUAUGCAACUGGUACGCGAAGGGCCGAGAAAGAGACAAAACUGGCGUUUUGACGGCCACUUUGCACUUACUCAAGGACUUUGCCGAGUUUCCAUUCGUGGUUUUUGAUCCGGAUAAUGGUAAGAGAGGAUUUUUGAAAUUAAAUUUUAUUUUUUUAAAAGAUUUUUUUUAGAUUAUUAAUUUGAUAUUUGGGAUGUAUUUUAUAAAAAAAAGUUGAUAUUUUUUAUUUUUACAUAAAAAAAUUUUUUGAAAUUUGAAAAUAAUUUUGAUUGGCUGUAUUUUAUACAAAGAAAUAGUAAUUUUUUGUGGUUAAACCCUCCAAAAAUAAUUAAAAAAAUUUUUUUUUGUGUUUUUUCGCAAAAAAAAAUAAUUUUUUUUGACCGUAUUUUACCUAUAAAAUUUUUUAUAUUCAAAAAAGAAUUUAUUCUUAUUUUAGCCAUUAGGUUUUAUUUCAUUUUUUAAAAAUUUGAACCACCCGAAAUUGAUUAAAAAAAGUUUUUGCCCAGAAAAAGUACAAUUUUUAGUCGUAUUUUACCCCAAAAAGAAUUUUUUUGUAAUCAAAAAAAAAGUUAUUUUUUCGUAUUUUAGCUUCAAAACAUUUAUUUUAUUUUUUUUGCCCAGAAAAAAUACAAUUUUUAGUCGUAUUUUACCCAAAAAAAUUUUUUUUGUAAUCAAAAAAAAAGUUAUUUUUUCGUAUUUUAGCUUCAAAACAUUUAUUUUAUUUUUUUUUGUCCAAAAAAAAUACAAUUUUUAGUCGUAUUUUACCCCAAAAAAAUUUUUUUUGUAAUCAAAAAAAGUUAUUUUUUCAUAUUUUAGCUUCAAAACAUUUAUUUUAUUUUUUUUUUGCCCAGAAAAAGUACAGUUUUUAGUCGUAUUUUACCCAAAAAAAUUUUUUUUUGUAAUCAAAAAAAAGUUAUUUUUUCGUAUUUUAGCUUCAAAAGAUUUAUUUUAUUUUUUUUGCCCAGAAAAAAUACAAUUUUUAGUCGUAUUUUACCCCAAAAAAAUUUUUUUUUUGUAAUCAAAAAAAAGUUAUUUUUUCGUAUUUUAGCUUCAAAAGAUUUAUUUUAUUUUUUUUGCCCAGAAAAAAUACAAUUUUUAGUCGUAUUUUACCCCAAAAAAAUUUUUUUUUUGUAAUCAAAAAAGAGUUAUUUUUUCGUAUUUUAGCUUCAAAAGAUUUAUUUUAUUUUUUUUGCCCAGAAAAAAUACAAUUUUUAGUCGUAUUUUACCCCAAAAAAAUUUUUUUUUGUAAUCAAAAAAGAGUUAUUUUUUCGUAUUUUAGCUUCAAAAGAUUUAUUUUAUUUUUUUUGCCCAGAAAAAAUACAAUUUUUAGUCGUAUUUUACCCCAAAAAAAUUUUUUUUUGUAAUCAAAAAAAAAAGUUAUUUUUUCGUAUUUUAGCUUCAAAACAUUUAUUUUAUUUUUUUGUCCAUAAAAAAUACAAUUUUUAGUCGUAUUUUACCCCAAAAAGAAUUUUUUUGUAAUCAAAAAAAAAAGUUAUUUUUUCGUAUUUUAGCUCUAUUUUUUUUUUUUUUUUUGCCCAGAAAAAAUACAAUUUUUAGUCGUAUUUUACCCCAAAAAAAUUUUUUUUUGUAAUCAAAAAAAAAAGUUAUUUUUUCGUAUUUUAGCUUCAAAACAUUUAUUUUAUUUUUUUGUCCAUAAAAAAUACAAUUUUUAGUCGUAUUUUACCCCAAAAAAAUUUUUUUUUGUAAUCAAAAAAAAAAGUUAUUUUUUCGUAUUUUAGCUCUAUUAAUUUUUUUUUUUAUCCACUUAAAAUUGAUUUAAAAAAAUUUUUUUUUCGUUUCAGCCAACAUUACACGGGACCCGAAAUACGCGCAUAAAGACUUCUCCCCCUGGCUGUUGGCCCUCCUCGAAGUCUUCGACGCCGACGAAUGGACCAAAUUCGUGCACUCGGCCGCCGUCAACGAAACGGACGGCCGAAUCGACGCCAAGCCCGACUUCGAAAUCCGCGCCAAACUCUUGGAAAUUGUGAUUCAGAUGUUCGUCAGGACUUCCUCGAUACUGGAACAGUGGUAUGUGUACCAUGGACGGCUCCCAACCAACUCGUAUUUGGUGGUGGAGAAGAAGUAAGGAGAUUUUUGGAAGUUUUUGGGGGUUUUUGAGAAAAUUUUAUAUUAAUUUGGGGGAAAUUUUGAUUUUUUUUUUUUUUUGUAUUUUUUUUGUAUAUUUAGGUUGAAAUCGAAAUUUUUGAAGUGAUGUUUGAGUGUUUUUAGGCGUAUUAAGGCGGGAAUUUUUGAUUUUUUGAUUGAUUUUCGAUUUUUUCAAAAAAAUUUUUAGGGGAUUUUUGAAAAAAUCAGUCAAAUUUUUGGUGUUUUAGGUCUUAUUUGAGGGAUUUUGAGGGAAAUUUUUAGUUUUUUAGGACUUUGAAAAGAAAAAAAAUAAAAAAAAAUUUUUUUGAUUUUUAAAAAUUAAUUUUGUAUAAAAUUUCGAAUGUUUGCAGGCCCGAAAAAGCCACCCAGACCUUCCUCCUGAAGCCCUUCAUCCCCGAGGCCGAGAUGCACAAGCUGGAAGAGUCGGGAUUCUUCAAGAAAUCCGCCCUCAUCCUCUGGAGCCACCUGGAAGAGCAGUCGCAGAACGUGAACGCGCUGACCGUCUCGAAACUCCUGCUCCGCCUCCACUCGCGCCGCUCCCAGGAGCGCUCCAGCGAAGUGGAGGAGAUCAUUGUCCAAGAUCUCACGUCCAACAACCGCCUGACCAGCCUUCGAGCCGCCGUCAAGUUCAGAGUGAUGUGGGCUUUGAACCGGGACCAGGAAGAAACAGUUGACCCAUCUCCAAAACCCCUGAAUAAAGUUGUAAUGGUCUUCUUGGGCUUCAUGGCCUACGAAAAUAAGAAUGUGGAAGUCCGAGAUGUGGCCUACACAUGGUUCAGUGAAUGCGCGGAAUGCGGAGAUUUGCACAAGAUUUUACAGGUGCGUUUGGGGAGGAGGAUUUUUUGGGUGGAAUUGGGGGAUUUUGAGGGGUUUUUGGAAAGUCAGAAAGAUUUUGAGAGGUGUGGAUAACUUUUGAGUGUUUUCGGAUUUGUUUGAAAAUUUUGUGAGUUUAUAAAACCCAAGUGAGUUUUGAUGUUACUAUGGGAGUAUGAACAUUUUGGAUCACUUUGGAGGGGUUUGGAUAACCUUUGAGGACUUUGGAUCACUUUUGGGAUCUUUUUGAAAUGUAUGUGAGUUUGGAAAAUACGAAUUAGUUUUGAGGUUGCUGAAGGAGUGGGAAAAUUUUAGAUCGUUUUUGACAGGUUUGGAUCACUUUUUAGGCCUUUGGAUCACUUUUGGGAAGUUUGGAUCACUUUUGAGAAUUUUGGAUCACUUUUGGAACUUGUUUGAAAAUUUUGUGAAUUUCGAAAAGAAAUGAUUUUAUGGGUUUUUUAAAGGAACUUGAAUAUUUUUGGAUCAGUUUUGACGGAUUUGGAUCACUUUUGGGAUUUUUGGAAAAUUUUGUGGAUUUGGGAAAUGCGAGUGUGUUUAGAGGUUACUGGAGGAGUAUGAAAAUUUUGGAUCAAUUUUGAGUGUUUUCGGAUCACUUUUGAGGGGUUUUGGAUCACUUUUGGGAUUUGUUGGAAAAUUUUGUGGAUUUGGGAAAUGCGAGUGUGUUUAGAGGUUACUGGAGGAGUAUGAAAAUUUUGGAUCAAUUUUGAGUGUUUUUGGAUCACUUUUGAGGGAUUUGGAUCUCAGUUUUGAGAAUUUUGAAUAAUUUUUGAGGGGUUUGGAUCACUUUUGGUAUUUAAUUGAAAAUGUUGUGAGUUUAGGAAAUUCGAGUUUGUUUUGAGGCUAUUAGAGGAGUUUGAAAAUUUUGGAUCACUUUUGAGGGAUUUGGAUCACUUUUGGGAACUUUGGAUCACUUUUGGAACUUGUUUGAAAAUUUUGUGAAUUUCGAAAAGAAAAAUGAUUUUAUGGGUUUUUUUAAAGGAGCUUGAAUAUUUUUGGAUCAGUUUUGACGGAUUUGGAUCUCUUUUGAGGACUUUGGAUCACUUUUGGGAUUUUUGGAAAAUUUUGUGAAUUUGGGAAAUGCGAGUGUGUUUAGAGGUUACUGGAGGAGUAUGAAAAAUUUGGAUCACUUUUGAGGGGUUUUGGAUCACUUUUGGGAUUUGUUGGAAAUUUUGUGAAUUUAGGAAAGAAAAAAGAAUUUAGAGAUUACUAGAGGAGUGAAAAUUUUGGAUCACUUUUGAGGGAUUUGGAUCUCACUUUUGAGAAUUUUGAAUAAUUUUUGAGGGGUUUGGAUCACUUUUGGUAUUUAUUUGAAAAUGUUGUGAGUUUAGGAAAUUCGAGUUUGUUUUGAGGCUAGGAGUUUGAAAAUUUUGGAUCACUUUUGAGGGAUUUGGAUCACUUUUGGGAACUUUGGAUCACUUUUGGAACUUGUUUGAAAAUUUUGUGAAUUUAGGAAAGAAAAAUGAUUUUAGGGUUUUUUUAAAGGAGCUUGAGUAUUUUUGGAUCGGUUUUGACGGAUUUGGAUCUCUUUACUUUGGAUCGCUUUUGGUAUUUGUUUGAAAAUUUUGUGUGUUUUGGAAAGAAGAAUGAAUUUAGAGGUUACUGGAGGAGUAUUGAAAUUUUGGAUCAUUUUUGAGGGUUUUGGAUCCCUUUUGAGGACUUUGGAUCGCUUUUGAUUUUUUUUCUUUGUAUUAGAAAUUGUUUGAUUACGAGCGUAAUUUUUGGACUUUUGAAGUUUUUAUGAGCACUUUUGAACGUCUUGGAUAACUUUUGAGGGGUUUGGAUCCCUUUUGAGACUUUUGUAGAACUUUUGCAAUUUUUUCGAAAGCUAUGUAAUAAGUCAAUAUUUACCUUCCAGAUGCUCUUCCUGAUGCUCCUCACCCCCGCAUCGGCCCGCGUCUCCGUUCAAUUCGUCCAAAUUGAAAACCGAAUCACCAAGUAUCAGAUCCCAUCGCUGCCGGAAGCCGUAAACGCCGUCUCCCUGACGACCGUCUCCGGAAAGCAGACCUUCCACCACGUGUGCCGCGACAUUGACGCCCCCCUGGACGAGAACAGGUCCUGCUCCGCCACCGCACCGUGGAAUAACUUCCAAUUUUUGGACUGCACCAACCCCGAGAAGUGGGUCCAGGAACUGAAGGCCAAGCUGCUGAUGCCGCCGGUUUCCGAGCCCACCACCCACGACCUCACCAUCUUUGCGCAACGCCCAUGGCAGUCGUUCUAUCCAUCGACUCCUGGCGAAUUGGAUGAGACCAAUUUUUUGGACGCCUCCACCGCCGCCCGGCCCAGAACACCAACGCUACAGGAGAGCUUUCAGACCGUUUUUCAACCGGAAUCCGCAACCAAAUCCGGCUCCGGAUUCACUCCGGCCCACAAACGAACCGUUUCGGAUAUCCCACAGUUUGAUCAGGACGCUGAAUCAAUCGGUAAGAAGAGAUUUUGAGGAGUUUUGAAAGGGUUUGGGUAGGGAAUACCUGUUUUGGGUAGUGCAAGGUAAAAUUUGAAGGAGAAUUGGGACUUUGGGAUUGAAAAUAGGAUCUUUUGGCGUUUAGAAAGUGUUGUAAAUUGAUUUUGAGUAAGUGGGUAGCAAUUUUUUUCCGAGGGAAAGACUUGACCCAACUUGGGUCAAGUGUUUCUCUGAAUGGGAAAUUGGUUAAAAGAUUCGCAAAACGUAUUUUACACUCGUGUUUACGUUAAAACGACUAUUAUUUUUUACUUUUAGUGUUAGAUUUUACAUUGAAAAUUAUGAAAAUUGGAUUUUUUAGGUUUUUUUGCGUUUUUUUUGUAAGAUCGGUGGAGAAAAUUGUAUUUUUUAGUUACGAAAAUAACAAAUGUGACAUGCUAGUGGAGUUUUAUAUUCAUUGAGAAUUGGCUAACAAAAGUUUUUUGACCAAGAGGAAGAGUUGACUCAUUUUGGGUCAAGUGAGUCAAGUGUUUCUCUCGUUCAAAAAAAUUUAGUUUUUGUGCAAAAAAAACGUCAGUGCCGUAUUUUACAUUCCUCAGAGGGCAGGUGCUGCCUUGUUGAAAUUUUCGGGUCAAGUGUUUCCUUCGAAAAAUUUAAAAAUUCGAUUUAAAAUUUUUUUUUGUUUUGGCUAAAACUUGGAUAAUUUUCGUCUUCAGGAAGCCUGAGUCUGGACGAAUCCAUCGACCAGGAGGUGUUUGAGGUUGUCCAACAACUCAUUGACCAGAUCUGCGACGACGAACUGAACCAAAGCGAUCUCCAGCGAAGACUGGACGAGGAUUCGGCAACCGAAAGCGACGCCGAAUCCGAACCCGAAUUGCUCCCCAAACCCAACGGAAUCCAAGAACUGGAGGAAUUGAAAGAAGACGAUGUCCCCGGACCACUGCCAACCGGCCUCAAGUCGCCGGGCGAACGAAAACCGCUCUACAUCAAGAAUGGGACGAGAUCGGAGAAAGCGCCCAGCGAAAACGGAUCAAUUGCACCCUCAACAGCAUCUGCGCCGGUCCUCAAUGCGAUCUCGAGAGUCCCGGACAGCAUCAAGAGAGUCAAAUACGGCCAUAGAAGGCAGGAUUCUCUGCAGGAGACGAUUUUCAGCACGAGCACACAGGAGUUGAGGUGGGUAAAGUAAUGUAUUAUUUUUGGGCGGUUUUUGUGAGAGUUCAGUGGGGAUUGGAGGUUUGUAGUAAGAAGAGGUGUGGUAGAAGGUUUGGAGAGAUUUUUGAACGCUAUGGCAAGGGGAGACCAACAUUAUGAGCUUCGGAAAUUUAUGAUGAAUUUUGGGAUUUUUUGAAAAAAUGUCGAUUUUUUAAGGGGAUUUGGGCGUUUUGAAGGAAAGGGGGGAUUUUUCGGGGCUAUGGCAAGAGGGGAACACAAUUUUCUGAACUUUUUUUUUGAAGUUUGAGAUUUUGAUUUUUGAAAAAAAAAAUUUUUUUUGAGAAUUUUGACUGGCGAUUAUAUAGCUUGGGGCUGUUUUAGAGGUGUGUCAAGGCGAGAUCAUUUGUUUUAAGUUGAUUUUUACUUGAAAAAAUGAGGUUUUUUGAAUUUUUUUGGCUUUUUUCGGAAUUAUUUUUUGGCAAUUUUGAUGCUGGUUGGGGAUCUAAAAUGGAUUUAAGAUGUAUGGUGAGACGAGAAAAUCAAAUUAGAGGCAUUUUUAGUUCAAAAAAAUUGGAUUUUUUUUUUUUUUUUUUUUUUUUUUUUUUGAAUUUCUUUGCGGUUUUUUGACAGUUUUUUUCAAUUCCAGGCUGUUUGACCCCACGGAACUGCCGAAUUUGACGUCACCCGGGGACGCGAAACAGCCCCUCCUCGACGAGACCCACGCCCACAUGCUGCUGUACGCGGAAAGCCCGCGCGUCGUGGACCUGAGCCGCGCCGAAGAGAUCUUCCGCAUCAUGAGCGCCCUGCUGAAGAACAACACCGAAUCCAAGCUGGGCAAAAUGAUCGUCGCUUGCAUGCUGUUCACCAACACCGCCCAACUCCAACAGAACCCCGCGUCGGCGGGCUGCGCCCAACAACUGUUGGAGGCGCUGGCCCGCCAUUACAAGCACAUCCAGGGCAAGGGGUUCUGGGGCGACGACGAAUCCCCCAAAUCCGAAUCCGCACAAAACGAAAAGGCCCGCAACCCCACGUUCUUCGAGAUCUUCUGCACGAUUCUGUUGUACUUUUUGCGCUCCUACUACCUCAACUCGCCCACAACCACGGUCUCGAAACAGGACCUGGAGCGCUCGAUCAAGUGCAAGAUCGUCGCAAUGGAGUGCUUCAGCGAACUCCUGAGGGUGGUCAACGAACUGAUAAGGGAGUUCAAGUGCCGCGAGUUUGUCAACUUUGUCCAACAGAGCUACAGACUGAGCAGAACGCAGAGAGUGGUGAUCAGCUUGAUGUUAACCAUGGUCCCAGCUCCGCCCAACCAGAAAUCGUGGAGGUAA
Molecule: messenger RNA, 12661 nt
Organism: Bursaphelenchus xylophilus (pine wood nematode)
Lineage: Eukaryota; Metazoa; Nematoda; Chromadorea; Rhabditida; Aphelenchoididae
Source: the annotation of a GenBank genome assembly